UCUUUCAUUUCCUCAGUCGGUCACUUUGUUAGUGCCUCUUCACACCUGUUGAAUAUAUUUUUCACGAUACCACGGACGAAUUGAAAAUAGAAACGAAGCGUCAAGCAAUUAAAAGCCAUACUAUUUUCAACAACUUACAUUUUAUUUAGAUGAUUUGCGAUGGCACUUUUGCUGGAUCAGCAGUUUGCGCCGAUGCCUGACAACAACGAGAUCGCGACGAAAACAUUUCUGGAGUCAGUUUCUCAUCUGCCACCUUUUUUCGAUUGCCUUGGUUCCAAGGUUUUUGCACCGAUUAAGGCUGACAUAAAUGGAAACAUCACAAAAAUUAAAGCUGUCUAUGACUCAGAUCCAGUGAAGUAUGAGACUCUUCAGCAGAUUCUGCUAAUCGAGAAAAGCAUCUAUGGCUCCGAGUGGCCUAAAGUCGGAGCCACGCUGGCGCUUAUGUGGUUAAAGAGAGGCCUGCGGUUCAUUCAGAUUUUACUGCAAAGUCUAGCGGAUGGGGAAAGAGAUGAGGACAAUCCCAAUCUUAUUCGCAUCAAUAUCACUAAAGCCUAUGACCAAGCCCUCAAGAGGUACCACGGCUGGAUAGUCCAGAAGGUUUUCAAGGCUGCGUUAUUUGCUGCACCAUGCCGGUCAGAUUUUCUUAAAGCUUUAACCAAGGAUCAAGAAGUUGCAGAGGAGGAUUGCUUAGAAAAAAUUCAUCAGUUCUUAAUAAACUUCACUGCAACUGUAGAUGCCAUUUAUGAAAUGUAUUCCAUAAUGAAUGCUGAACUGGACUACUUAGUUUGAAACAUACAAAAGGUCCGUUUCUAAAGCAAUCUUUAAUGCUGCACAGUUCAUACACAGUAUGACUCACUUAAAACUGUGAGGUCACAGACUCGAUGACUGUCUAAGAGCUUUUGUCCUUGUUGCUGUAUGACAGUAGUUGUUUAUGCUUGUAUAAAUGCAGCAUUCAUUUUUGAUUGUUUGGUGUGGGUGAGGAUGUGCUGUUUCAUGAAGUGAUGAUGCUUUAUCUCCAUUGUUCAACAAAAUCAGCUUGUGUUGCCUGUAAUCUUAAAAUUAGAAACUGUAAGGUUUAUGUUUUGCUGAUAAGACCCAGUCGUGGUUCUUGAAUGCAAUAAUGCAUACUGUAUGAACAGCACCUUUCUUUAUUGUGUGCUCCCUUCCUUUCAGCUAAAUGCUAGAUUAAAUGAUUAGAUUAAAUCAGAUUAAAUGCGUGAUUAUUUUGUAAUUCACUUUUUGUGUUUUUAAUAAUUAAUUCAUCAUACAAACAUUUUAUCAUACAAUAG
This is a messenger RNA of Sinocyclocheilus anshuiensis, 1289 nucleotides long. RefSeq names its product glycolipid transfer protein-like. Gene Ontology annotation, molecular function: ceramide 1-phosphate transfer activity; ceramide 1-phosphate binding. Bases 160 to 789 code for a protein of 209 amino acids. The record is from RefSeq and is a predicted model, not a curated record. NCBI's taxonomy places the organism in Eukaryota, Metazoa, Chordata, Actinopteri, Cypriniformes, Cyprinidae. Gene Ontology annotation, cellular component: membrane; cytoplasm; cytosol. Gene Ontology annotation, biological process: ceramide transport; intermembrane lipid transfer. The transcript is spliced from 5 exons.